Messenger RNA from Closterium sp. Naga37s-1, 3119 nucleotides. The record is from the annotation of a GenBank genome assembly. Lineage: Eukaryota; Viridiplantae; Streptophyta; Zygnematophyceae; Desmidiales; Closteriaceae.
AGAGAAGGAAAGGGGAGAGGAAGAAGAGGAGGGAAGGGUGGGUGGUGGGAGGAGUGAGAUGUGUGAGGAUGGUGUGGAAAGAGAUAGAAGCCUUGAUAGGAGUGAGGGUGGUGGGAGGAGUGAGGGUGGUGGGAGGAGUGAGGGUGGUGGGAGGAGUGAAGGUGGUGGGAGGAGUGAGGGUGGUGGGAGGAGUGAAGGUGGUGGGAGGAGUGAGGGUGGUGGGAGGAGUGAGAGUAGUGGAAGGUGCGAGAGUGGUGGGAGGUGUGGGAGUGGUGAGCGGGGGCGGGAGGAGGGAGAGCGAUGGGAGGAGGGAGAGUGAUGGGAGGAGGGAGAGCGAUAGGAGGAAAGAGAGCGGUGGGAGGGGAGAGAGUGGUGGGAGGAGGGAGAGCCCGUACAUGGAAGAGAGUGAGAGGGAGGAAGAGAUAGGGACAGCCAAAACGAAGGGCGGAGCCAAGGGGAAGGACGGAAGCGGGGAGGGUGGCGGCAUGGGGGAAGUCGGAGGCAUGGGGGAGGGCGGCGGCACGGGGGAGGGCGGAGGCUUGGGGGAGGGCGGAGGCUUGGGGGAGGGCGGAGGCUUGGGGGAGGGCGGAGGCUUGGGGGAGGGCGGAGGCUUGGGGGAGGGCGGAGGCUUGGGGGAGGGGGGACCCAUGCAUAGGGGCCAAGCCAUGGGGGAGGGCGGAGUAAUGGGCGGGUAUUGGGCAAUGGGGGAUGGCGGAGCAACACAAGGGUUGACAGGGAUGGAUGGAUGUAGAGAGAUGGUAGGAGGAGGGGAGGUGAAGGAAGAGGAGGACAAUGAGGAUAGCGAUAUGCCUCCCAUGCACCCCAACCCACUCGCUGCUCUUAACCCACUCUCUUGGCCUUCCCAGCAACCUCUCCCCCACUCCACCUUUCCUAAUCCUUUUGGCGCAUUCCCCUCCGCCACACCCCCAUUUCCCUCCUCCACACCCCCAUUCCCCUCCGCCACACCCCCAUUUCCCUCCUCCACACCCCCAUUUCCCUCCUCCACACCCCCAUUUCCUUCCUACACACCCCCAUUCCCCUCCUCCACACCCCCAUUCCCAUCCUCCACACCUCAAUUCCUCUCGGCCUACAAUCAAGCCCUUCAGAUGUAUCUCACACAGCAAGCACCCAUCCCCUCUCCAUACCAGAACGUGACUCCUCCCGCAACAGACGAUGGUCCCUCCGCUGCGCCUAAAGCGGAGGCCGCGGCUCCGUCAUCCGCCUCCGCUGCAGCAACCGAUGCUGGCGCCGCCUCUGCUACCGCAGGCGACUCCGCACCUCCAACAGCCGGCAAAUCCGCGUCCGGAGGAUCCAAAAAAGCGGGCAACUUGACGGCGAACGUGCUCGGGCGGCCGGCGGAGGACGUGAAGAACCACUUCACAAUCGGGCGCGAGUUGGGUCGAGGCCAGUUCGGCGUAACCUAUCUCUGCACGGACAAGAGCACGGGCGAGCAGUACGCGUGCAAGUCCAUCGCGAAGCGCAAGCUCGUCACCGCGGAGGACGUGGAGGACGUCAAGCGCGAGGUCGCGAUCAUGCACCACCUCGUCGACCACCCGAACGUCGUUAAAAUGAAGGGCGCGUACGAGGACAAGCAUUCGGUCCACAUCGUCAUGGAGCUCUGCGCGGGUGGAGAGCUCUUCGAUCGGAUCAUCGCGCGCGGGCAUUACAGCGAGCGCGCCGCGGCGACGCUGAUCCGCACGGUGGUGUCGGUCGUGGAGUACUGCCACGCCAAUGGCGUCAUGCAUCGCGACCUCAAGCCCGAGAACUUCCUCCUCGCCAGCAAGAAGGAGGACGCGCCGCUCAAGGCCACUGACUUCGGCCUCUCCAUCUUCUACAAGCCAGGUGAGCUGGUCGCUGCUAGAUUGGAUGGUAGAAAUGGUGUUCCGAGUUUACUUUUGAGUCAUGCAAAAGUCAACGCGCCGCUCAAGGCCACUGACUUCGGCCUCUCCAUCUUCUACAAGCCAGGCGAAACGUUUUCCGACAUCGUGGGCAGCGCGUACUACGUGGCACCCGAGGUUCUUCGACGAAAGUACGGGCCGGAGGCGGACGUGUGGAGUUGCGGCGUCAUCCUCUACAUCCUGCUCUGCGGCGUGCCGCCCUUCUGGGCCGAGUCGGAGCAGGGCAUUUUUGACGCGGUGCUGAAGGGCCACAUCGACUUCUCCUCCGACCCCUGGCCGCUCAUCUCGUCGUCCGCCAAGGACCUCAUCAAGCGCAUGCUCAAGCAGGACAUCAAAGACCGCAUGUCGGCGCGCGAAGUACUGCAGCACCCGUGGGUGAAGGUGGACGGAGAGGCGUCGGACGUGCCUCUGGACUCGGCGGUGCUCACGAAGCUGAAGCAGUUCUCCGCCAUGAACAAGAUGAAGCGCCUCGCUCUCAAGGUCAUCGCAAGCCACAUGUCGGAGGAGGAGAUCAUGGGGUUGAAGGAGAUGUUCAAGAGCAUCGAUGAGGACGGCAGCGGGUCGAUCACGUUUGAGGAGCUCAAGGAGGGGCUGAAGAAGAUGGGGAGUAACAUGCCCGAGGAGCAAGUGCGGCAGCUCAUGGAGGCGGCUGACGUGGACAACAGCGGGACGAUAGACUACCAGGAGUUCAUAACGGCCACCAUCCACAUGAACAAGGUGGAGAAGGAGGAGAACCUCUUCCAGGCCUUCCAACACUUUGACGCUGAUGGCAGCGGUGGGAAGGAGGAGAACCUCUUCCAGGCCUUCCAACACUUUGACGCCGACGGCAGCGGGUGCGUGCAUGGGGCUGAUGGGUGGGUGGGGUUGGCAUGUCAUUGUUUAAAGUUACAUCACGGUGGACGAGCUGCGGGAGGCGCUGUCCAAGGAGGAGGCGCUGCUGCUUCAAGCAGUCUCCCACUCCAUAACCACACCUUGUCCAACCGACAUUCUCACCCUCCCCCCUCCUCCCCCUUCCCCCUCACCAGGUACAUCACGGUGGACGAGCUGCGGGAGGCGCUGUCCAAGGAGGAGGCGCUGCUGCCAGGCGAGAUUGAUGCGAUCCUGCAGGAGGUGGACUCGGAUAAUGUGAGUGCUGUGAGGGGUUGGAUAAUAGUGUUGCUGGCAGGCGAGAUUGACGCCAUCCUGCAGGAGGUGGACUCGGAUAAUGUGAGUGUGCUUUGA